Messenger RNA from Stylonychia lemnae, 1374 nucleotides. The record is from the annotation of a GenBank genome assembly. Lineage: Eukaryota; Ciliophora; Spirotrichea; Sporadotrichida; Oxytrichidae.
AUGGAUCAUAAAGAUUACUAAUAAAACUAAUAGAUAUCUCAAUAUUUAAGAACUCAUGAAGAUGAAUUCGAAGAUGACGAGGUUGAUGAGAAUAUUUCAAACGUUUUAAAUGAUUUUGAAAGCUAAUACGAUUUCAAAAACAAAUGUAAAAAUACUUUGGAUAAAUAUUUUGCCCAAGCUACUAGUAAAAAUGAUUACUAACAAAGAAUGAAAUUUAUUAAUAAAUUGGUAUAAAGCUCUGCAUGUAUGAUUAAUGGUUUGUUCAGAUAAGAUCAAUAAAAGCAUAUGUCAUAGAUUGUACUUAAUAAGAAUCUAUUAAAUAAAAUAGAGAAAGGUUAUAUGGCUUGCGAAUAAAAUACCCUAAAUAAGAAUGCAUUGUAAAAUAUGCAGUACUAACUCUAAAAAUUAAUGAAGAAUCUGGAAUGCAUGAAGCAAACAACCGAGACAAUAAAAUAAAAUACUUCUGAAACGUUAUACUCUAAAUUGAAGGAAGAAGACAUGAAAAUGAUGAAAGCUUUUGGUUCUUUCAAUAUGACAGAAGAAAAUAAUGGCUCAAGCAUUUCUGUUUCUAGCAUCCAAUCUUAAUAAGAUUAAUAACUAAGAAGGAAAACCAUUUAAAGAAUGACUAAGCAUCUCUUUUCCUUGGAAAAUGACAAUUAAGAAACUAGCUUGAUUGACUAUUAGCUACUUUCUGCUUCUAUAGAGAUAAUGGAUAAAUUUUUCUUAAUACACACGAAAAAUGAAUACUCUACUGAUCAAAGUUUGAUAUCUCUGACAUCUAUAAGUGGUGUACUAAUCAGCUAAAAGAUUUUAUAAAAUAACAACUAAAUUCUCAUAAAACUUAUGGAUUCUAAACUAAAUAAAUCAAGAUUCUCAGAAUAUCAAAUUUUAAGGAUGGCUGAACAAAUAGAGAAAGCAGUUGACCUUAGAAUCCCUUCGGACUUCAUGUUUAACAAGUGUAACUAGGAGCUGCAAUAAUUCAUAAAUCAAUUAGAUUUUUAAGAUGGAUCUGAUUCCUAGUAAGUUCUUAAUAGUAUUGACUCAGCAUUUGAAGAAUUAAUCAGAAGAUCUAUCCACAAAAAUCUAAUCACUUAUCAAAUAGAGAAGAAGUUAUUCUAUAAUUAUGAACUUGAGGAUAUAGUUCAUGGUAUAGUAAUACUUUCCAUUAAACAAGCCAGAAAUGAAAUACUCAUUAAUAAAAUUAGUUAUGGACUGAAAUCAGACAUAAUUUUCAUUGCAUCUUAAAAUGAAUUAGAAGGUCUAUGGAAUAUAUAAAAGGUAAUAAUAAGUUUCAAGAAACAGUGCAUUAGUGAAAGUAAGUAUAAUGAGGCAGUAUCUCCUAUUGUAAAGCUAUUAAAAAUGCACUCCUAAUGA